This is a messenger RNA of Nematostella vectensis (starlet sea anemone), 1222 nucleotides long. RefSeq lists its product as uncharacterized. Gene Ontology annotation, molecular function: protein-folding chaperone binding. Bases 314 to 1135 code for a protein of 273 amino acids. The record is from RefSeq and is a predicted model, not a curated record. The transcript has a single exon. NCBI's taxonomy places the organism in Eukaryota, Metazoa, Cnidaria, Anthozoa, Actiniaria, Edwardsiidae.
UUAUUUGAGGAAGGGGGGGGUGGUGUUAGUUGCGUACGGCGAAGAAUCUAGACUCGACGCUCGAAUUAUGAAACAAGCAUCAAGCACGAAGCUUUCCUGCGGUAAAAUGGACUAAUCUACCCUUCUAAAACCCCACCAAAGCUCGCAGUGGAUUUAUUGAUUUGGUUUACGCAUUUAUAUAGACUUUUGGUUGUUUAUUAGUUAACAUUUUCGAAAAAAAACGCGCGUUUUCCUUGCGUGCUCAAUGGUGUGUUUCUGGAAAAUACGGUGAAUCCGACUUAUAAUUCCGCAUUAAAUCAUCAUUGGUGUUAUUAUGGCGGCGAGAGGCAACGACAGACCGCCUCAAUUCACAGAAACUCACUAUGAAAUACCUGCGUGGCAAGUCCCAUGGAAUAAACCGUGGUAUCAGUGGGACAAAAAGGAGAACGAUGCAGAUAAGACUGUGAGAGACGCUCAAAAACAACAGUACAGUAAUCGAGGUCAUUUAAUAGAUUGCAAUUGUAAGGAUUGCGAAGACGAUUUAGAAACAGCUUUCGCUCCUCAAUUCAACAAUACAUCACUAGAAAUCCCAGAGGACCGACCUAAUAUUGACGUAGACGAGUUUGACAAUUUAUCAAGGGCCAGCUUUUCGAAAUGCCAAGAUGUCGCUAGCGAUGGAGUUGAUGAGCAUAAGCCACAACCAUGUAGUUCAGAUAGAGGACCUAAAGCACCUAAAGAGAACAUAAUCUUGCUUUCUGAUCUACCAGAGUAUGUUCCACCAACGUCAAAUAAUGAAGUUGUGUCAUCAGAUAUAACCCAUUCAACGUCAACAAUAACACAUCCUGCGUCAUCAGUGUCCCAUGGGGGUGGACCAGAUAGACACGAAUCUCUUAUGAGUACAUUUGAUAAUUUAACUGCGAUUCAGCGUCUCUCAGACCAAACCAGAGAUAUUCAAACUCGAGUUAAUAACUUCAAGGGCACUAGGGAAUCAAGGGAUUAUGUUGUUAUGCGCGAUUUGCUAUUAUCAUUGCAGAGGGAGUUAGGGAGGGUAAACCAUAAUGGUUUUGAGUGGUUGCAUAGAGCAAGGAACAUGGCCUUAGAAGCCGUGACGCGAACUUUAGUGGUAUUAGAACAAAAAGUCAAAGAAAAUGAGUAGAAACUUUUAAGUUUUCAUUGCUGUGAAAAUGUUAUAUUAUAUACAAUUAUAAAUUAUAGAAGAAAUUAAAAACUGUUAUUUUUUUCA